AUGACCAAAAAUUAUUUCUGGAGCGAUGAAGAAAAUUGCCUUAUCUACAUAAAUGCAUACUUAAAUAAAGCUACAUAUUGUACAAAAGAAGGUUGGACUGGAUUUGAGCUCUACAUAUACGACGACGAUGGAAACAGACGUUGUGUAUACCCAUACGAUAAUAUGUACCAUUGUUUUCAUCAAGCAUUAAACGAAUACAUAGUCAGUAAGGGUCUCAUUCCUGUUGAGUAG
Trichomonas vaginalis G3 is the source of this 231-nucleotide messenger RNA. RefSeq lists its product as uncharacterized. NCBI's taxonomy places the organism in Eukaryota, Parabasalia, Trichomonadida, Trichomonadidae. The transcript has a single exon. The record is from RefSeq and is a predicted model, not a curated record. The coding region runs from base 1 to 231 and encodes 76 amino acids.